Molecule: messenger RNA, 2154 nt
Organism: Xenopus laevis (African clawed frog)
Lineage: Eukaryota; Metazoa; Chordata; Amphibia; Anura; Pipidae
Gene: cers5.S
Product: ceramide synthase 5 S homeolog
Exons: 11
Coding region: 78-1376 (432 amino acids)
Biological process (GO): sphingolipid metabolic process; ceramide biosynthetic process
Cellular component (GO): nucleus; endoplasmic reticulum membrane; membrane
Molecular function (GO): sphingosine N-acyltransferase activity; DNA binding
Source: RefSeq, a predicted model, not a curated record
ACUAAAAUAGCUGCUCCCAAACUGAGGUGAAGCAAGAUGACAAGGGGGGGGGGGUUGACUGAUUCCGGGUGUGGCGUAUGGUAGGGGCGGGGUUAGGCGCGCAGUUUCCACCCACUCCUAGUGGUUUCCGUGUCAUACUGAAGAGUGGGGGGCUGAGACAAUACCCCGGUGCUGUCUCUCCUGCUGCCCCGGGGAAGAUGGCGGCUCUCUCGGCCUGGUUCUGGAAUGAGCGCUUCUGGCUACCGCAGAAUGUUACUUGGGCGGACCUGGCAGACUCUGAGUCCGGGGAGCAAUACCCUCAAGCAGGACACAUCCUUGUCGCCCUCCCUGUAGCUCUGGGGAUCUUCGCUGUCAGGCUGCUGUUUGAGAGGUUUAUCGCAAAGCCAUGUGCACUUCGUCUGGGUAUCCAGAGCUGCGGCCCACGCAGAGCUCAGCCCAAUGCCAUCCUAGAAAAAGUGUUUGUGUCCAUAACAAAGUGCCCUGAUGGGAAAAGGCUGGAAGGCUUAUCCAAACAGUUAGACUGGGAUGCACGCAAGAUUCAAAGAUGGUUCAGACAUAGGCGGAAUCAGGACAAGCCAAGCACACUAACAAAAUUUUGUGAGAGCAUGUGGAGGUUUACAUUCUACCUGUAUAUAUUUUCCUAUGGAAUACGCUUUCUUUGGUCGACCCCAUGGUUCUGGGAUACACGACAGUGCUGGUAUAAUUAUCCUUAUCAGCCGCUCACUUCAGGGUUGUACUAUUAUUACAUCAAGGAGCUGGCAUUUUACUGGUCCCUUAUGUUCUCCCAGUUUACAGAUAUUAAGCGCAAGGAUUUCCUGAUCAUGUUUAUUCAUCAUUUGGCCACAGUUGGACUAAUCUCUUUUUCUUAUGUCAAUAACAUGGUGCGUGUUGGGACCUUGGUCAUGUGCUUGCAUGAUGCUUCAGAUUUUUUUCUAGAGGCAGCAAAAUUGACAAACUAUGCAAAAUUCCAGCGUUUGUGCGACUCUUUCUUCAUGUUCUUCGCAUUUGUGUUUGUUACAACGCGACUUAUAAUUUAUCCCUUAUGGAUCUUGAACACCACAAUGUUUGAGAGCUGGGACCUUAUUGGUCCAUAUCCUUCCUGGUGGCUGUUUAAUGGUCUCCUCCUGGUCCUGCAGAUUCUUCACAUCAUAUGGUCUUACCUCAUACUUCACAUUGCAUACAAGGCAAUGAUAAGGGGAAAGGUUGGAACUGGAAAAUAUCAACCUUUGCCUGUACUGAAAGAUGAUCGCAGCGAUGUUGAAAGCAGCUCAGAAGAGGAGGAUACUGCUUUGAAUGGCACCAAAGCAAUACACAAUAAUGGUUCCAACCGGGUGAAUGGUCAUACAACAUCAAGCAGUCAGUGGGCUGAAGAAUAAGUUAUUGGGAUACCUCCAGGAGAUGGGCUGAUGGAUCUAUCCUAAGAGACUUCCCAUGAGACAUGGACUACUUUAUUCCGCACACAACCAAUCCUGAACGCUGGUGGAGCAACCUCUCAUUGGUGAAGCACCUGGAUACCCCCCUGCACCAUAUGACAGAUUUUAUUCCAUUUUUACAUUCUACCUGGAAUAGGAAUCUGAUCUGGUUUAAAAGAGAAUGGCUUUCCACUACACAGUUUGUUCUCCGUGCACACACACUGCAGACUUUUCAACUCUCUCCAAAGCAUUCGUUUUUUUGCUGAAUUCUCACAGCAGUUCAGCUGCUUCACAAACCAGACUGUUGAGUGCAAUAGCUGGAACAGACAGAAUAGGACCAAUGGUCACAUGAUCAGCUAAAGGUGUAACACUUGGUGUUGACAAGGAGGCGGUGUCUAAAGUGAGUUUAACUUUUACCACCAGAAAACAGCACCGGGCCUGUCACACAGCUAAAACCCAAUGAAAGGCUGGGUGUAGAAUCCCUAAUCAGAAGUGUGCGCCUUACUAUGUAAUAUUUUAUAUCAUUGUUUACUUUAUUCUGUGGAGAAAAAAAACUAAAAAAAAAAAAACAUUGUGGUCAUUUAAUUUUUUCUAAAUUAAGUACAUGAUCUGAAAUCCUUUCUUUUUUCAGCCCAUUGGGCAGAAAGGAUUGUUAAACCGCCUGAGUUUUGUAGAAUUUGGUGUAAAACCUAUUAAAUGACCAAUAUACUCCUCCACCCACAAUUAAAAUGAUUAAUUUGCA